UUCUGACCGAUCAAUUUUCCCGUCAAUAUGCAACUUUUACGUAGAAGGAAUACGGACUUCGCUUCUUGCACUCAGUGCAAUUAUAGCAUCGAAUAUAGAAAAAGUACAAAAUACAGAGUUCAGAAACUCCACUAAAUAAGCAUUUCUCACGAAAAUGAUGACACGAGAGACCGGUCCGGAGGUCCGGAGAGUAUGAAGUUAUAUCUUUUGUGAUAUGCUUGUGUGUUCAGUAGAUGUAUCCGUGGUAGAUGUUGAUCCGUGGGCGAUUGUAGGUUAUGUGAAUAUGGCGUCGCUUGUAGAAAGAGUGGUUAGACAAGCAUUACGUACAUUUUCGCAGAAACAGACGACAAACGUAAUAUUUGAAGAGAAUUUUGCAAAGUUAAAGGCGCUGGCAGACCAACUUACGGCAGCAGAUGUGAAUCUCAAUAUACACAGUCUGCAGGCUACUGAAUCCGGUGGAUGUAAACCUCCAGUGAUUUACAUCAGUGUUUACGAAGAUUCACAUGUAACUGUUGGUAUUUUCAUUGUAAAGUCGGGCGAGAAGUUACCUCUGCACGACCAUCCACAUAUGUAUGGGAUUUUGAAAGUGAUUGCAGGUACGGUAAAAAUCCAAAGCUAUACAACAAUCUCGAACAGUAGUGACAUUGACAGUCCUUCAGCUGGAGGGAGGCGUUUGUUUCCUUAUACUAGGACAAAAACUCAGAUACAGUGUGCAAUAAAAAUGCCCGAAGUUAUUGUGAACGAGAAUAAUGGUGCAUGUUUCCUUACCCCAACCGAACGCAAUUUACAUGAAAUUUACAGUGUGGGUGCAGCCGCCGCUUUUCUCGACAUUUUAUCACCACCAUAUGAUACCAGUGAGUUUGGAGAACGGUCGUGCCAUUACUUUAAGGAACUGAAUAAUGAAACGCCGGAGCCUGUUACAAACAAGGCAAGACUAAUACGAAUUCCUAGUCCAGCAGAAUACUGGAAUGAUGUUGCGGUCUAUGAAGGACCAAAAAUCAGUUUUGCAAAUGAACAGCUGGAAUAAAGAAGUCAGAGGGGACAAGCCACUCGUACAGUUAUAUGGUUGUGAACUGAUAUCAGUAAUGUGUACUUAAUGUGCGGACAUAUAAUGUAUGAGCAUUGAAUGUAAAUUGGUUAGAAGAGUAGGCAUCAGCUACAGGUGCAGUGAAUAUUGAUAUAAUGUUCACUAUGCUCCUCAGCUUGUAAGCUUUAACUAUCCAAAUCAGUGUGUUCUGUUAAGGACAUAAAGAAGCAAGUUUCAGUGCAGAAGUUGAUUUGGGAUUACAUUCCAUUUUCUAUGUCUCAGUAAAUGUGUUAGAAUUGGAAUUAUUUUCAUAGUUUCCUUUUCUAAUGUUUUUUGAGUGAUAUAUAUGAAACUUCAGUUUAGAACAUGUUAUGUUCCAGACUUCAGAUGAAUAUGGUAUUAGAAAUAUGUGAAAAAAGAGGGAGAGGAGAAGUGACUCGGUGACAUAAGUAUUUAGAUACAAAGCAGAAUAUAUAAAUAAAAAUUAUAUAUGGUUA
Molecule: messenger RNA, 1524 nt
Organism: Cryptotermes secundus
Lineage: Eukaryota; Metazoa; Arthropoda; Insecta; Blattodea; Kalotermitidae
Product: 2-aminoethanethiol dioxygenase
Exons: 2
Coding region: 215-1027 (270 amino acids)
Cellular component (GO): mitochondrion
Molecular function (GO): oxidoreductase activity, acting on single donors with incorporation of molecular oxygen, incorporation of two atoms of oxygen
Source: RefSeq, a predicted model, not a curated record